This is a messenger RNA of Coccinella septempunctata (seven-spotted ladybird), 584 nucleotides long. Its product is annotated as hepatic leukemia factor-like. The record is from RefSeq and is a predicted model, not a curated record. Gene Ontology annotation, biological process: regulation of transcription by RNA polymerase II. The transcript has 4 exons. Gene Ontology annotation, molecular function: RNA polymerase II cis-regulatory region sequence-specific DNA binding; DNA-binding transcription factor activity, RNA polymerase II-specific. Gene Ontology annotation, cellular component: nucleus. The coding region runs from base 1 to 567 and encodes 188 amino acids. NCBI's taxonomy places the organism in Eukaryota, Metazoa, Arthropoda, Insecta, Coleoptera, Coccinellidae.
AUGGUAGCAUCUUUGAGUAUUAAAUGUACCACUCAAUAUUUUCCGAAUAGAAUUCUCCAACCGCAAAAUACACAAAAUAAUUGUUCCUUAUCGCCAAUCAGACCUGAAGAAACUCAUUGUAUAAAUCAUGAAAAGAAUGAUAUUAACCCUUUACCCGUUUCUUAUCUACCACCUUCAUUCUUUGGCUACCAGCAACAUCUUCAAAUUCUACACAAAGAAUCAAUAAAUGGUGUCAGAAGUAUUCCUCCUUCAUGUACAUCCUUAUUGAGCACAUUAAGAAGACAAAGAGGAGAAAAGAAACCUAUACCAGAGGACUUAAAGGAUGAGAAAUAUUAUGAAAGAAGAAAAAGAAACAAUCAAGCUGCAAAAAAAUCGAGAGAUGCCAGAAAAAUGAGGGAAGAUCAAGUGGCUUUAAGAGCAACAAUAUUAGAGCAUGAGAAUGCUAUCCUAAGAGCUCAAGUGUUGACAUUGAGAGAAGAGACAUCAGCCUUGCGGAGAUUGCUUUUACAGAAAAAAACCAUCGAGAUAGUAUCAGGGGAUGUUAUGCGCUUUAGUGAUCAUGCAUGAUGAUAUCAUGUAAGAAA